AUGUUUCAGAAGAUGCUCAAUUAAUAAUUGAAGAAAUAAUCUGAUGAAUAAAAUAGAAGAGUAGUUACGGAAGUCGAAGAAAUGGAUAAGGAGAUCAAAACACUAUAAGACAUUUCAAACCUUAAAGCUCGUUUAAAAAUGAAUCAAAUGGCCAAAUAGACUUUUAAGAAAAAUAAGGAUGAACCUACAACAUCUAUUUAUGUAGGAAAGCUUGAUAAUCCGCUGAAAUCAUUCCAAUAAUAGACAAUUAAAAAAUAAUCUCGAAAACCUCUUUCAAUUGAAAAGAAUAGCACUAAGUCCGUGUUAAUGCCAGCAUCAACUGAGAGAUUUGAUUAUAGCAAUUUUACUUAUACAAAUCUAAAAGUUGUAGGCAGUGGAUCUUUCGGAGUAGUUUACAAAGCUAAAGUGAAUGAGACUGGAGAAAUAGUUGCUAUCAAAAAGGUGUUGCAAGAUAGGAGAUAUAAAAAUAGAGAACUAUAAAUACUACAAGAAUUAGAUCAUUAAAAUGUGUUGAAGAUGAAACAUGCCUUCUACACACCAGCAGAGAGCAAAGAUGAAAGUUAUUUAAAUGUAGUAAUGGAGUACUUCUAAGACACUCUAUAUUCCUACAAUAAAUCAUUUAUUAAGGAUUUUAAGAAGAUGCCUGAUCUUUUAGUUAAGAUUUUUAGUUAUCAAUUAUUGAGAUCUAUCGCUUACAUUUCUAUCUUAGGAAUAUGUCAUAGAGAUAUCAAACCUCACAAUGUUUUAGUUAAUCCAGAAACCAAUAAGUUGUAGUUAUGCGAUUUUGGAAGUGCCAAGAGACUAAUUGCAGGGGAACCAAAUAUUGCUUAUAUAUGUUCAAGAUGCUACAGAGCCCCUGAACUCAUAUUUGGAGCAACUGAUUAUAACACAUAAAUAGAUGUUUGGUCUGUAGGCUGUGUCAUAGCUGAAUUAAUCAAUGGGGAACCACUAUUCUUAGGAGAUUCGGCUGUUGAUUAAAUGGUUGAAAUUGUAAAAGUGCUUGGAACUCCUUCUAGGGAUUAAAUUUUAAGCAUGAAUAAAAACUACGAUAUGUAAUAAUAUCAAUUUGCUACUAUAAAAUAAAGAGAUUGGAGAAGAGUAUUGAAAACUAAAGAUCCCAAGGCCAUAGAUUUAGUUUCAAAACUUUUGACUUAUUGUCCAAAAACUCGAUUGACUCCUCUCCAAUCUCUGACUCAUCCUUAUUUUGAUGAGUUGAGAGAAUAAAGUUCAUUUAAAUCAAUUUAAAGCACAAUAAAACUAAGUGCUUCCGAUCUCUUUGAAUUUUCAAAUGAAGAAAUGUCUAAAAUGACUUAGUAAUAAAUGAUUACAUUAAUACCAGAUUGGUAUGCUAACACUUCGAAACCUUUAAAAACAAUUUGCUGA
Messenger RNA from Paramecium tetraurelia, 1383 nucleotides. RefSeq lists its product as uncharacterized. Lineage: Eukaryota; Ciliophora; Oligohymenophorea; Peniculida; Parameciidae. The record is from RefSeq and is a predicted model, not a curated record. Gene Ontology annotation, molecular function: protein serine/threonine kinase activity; ATP binding. Gene Ontology annotation, cellular component: cytoplasm. The transcript has 6 exons. Gene Ontology annotation, biological process: protein phosphorylation; signal transduction.